This is a messenger RNA of Botrytis cinerea B05.10, 1326 nucleotides long. RefSeq lists its product as hypothetical. Bases 121 to 1146 code for a protein of 341 amino acids. Gene Ontology annotation, molecular function: hydrolase activity, acting on ester bonds. The transcript has 4 exons. The record is from RefSeq and is a predicted model, not a curated record. Lineage: Eukaryota; Fungi; Ascomycota; Leotiomycetes; Helotiales; Sclerotiniaceae.
GCUCAGCAGGCCGUGGUUUUUUGAACCCAGUGGCAUACGUUGUUCUUCUCUCGAUAUCAUUAAUUAGUUCUUUGUGCUUUCAAUACCAAAGUCGUGCGCUUUUUGAUAAAUUUUGCAAAGAUGGCUUCGUUACGCUUGACUACUGUGCUUGCUAUAGCAUCUUUCCUCGCUUCCGUCCAAGGAGCACCGUUAGCCCAGGAUGCUCAGAAGCACUGCUCAGCAACCUCACACUGGCCAGGUUGGAACAAACUCCAAUAUGCUUUCGUCUUUGGGGACUCUUACACGACGACCGGGUUCGAGACGAAUGGUACUCAGCCGACACCUACCAAUCCACUUGGGAAUCCUCCAUAUCCAGGCUAUUCUGCUACCAAUGGCCAAAAUUGGGUAGAUUUCCUCACAGUUAAAUAUAACAAAUCUACCGUCUUAACGUAUAAUUUGGCGUAUGGAGGAGCCACCGUCAACUCCGAUCUCGUAGCACCUUAUAAACCAGAAGUUUCAUCCAUUGCCAAUCAAAUCGAGAAUCAGUUCUUCCCCACUUACGCGGGAAAGCCAGAGAUAGCUCCAUGGUCGUCUGGGAAUACCCUCUUCGCUAUUUUCGACGGCAUCAACGAUGUUGGUAAUUCGUAUUUCCUUGGAGCUCCAGCAACUGCAAACCUCAACGAACGAAUUAUGGCAGUUUAUCACGGUCUCGUAGAUGAGCUCUACUAUAUCGGCGCUCGCAAUUUUGCAUUUUUGAAUGUUCCACCUGUGGAUAGAAGCCCGUUGUCAAUUUCUGGUGGAGCUGCAGCACAAGCCCAGGAAAAGCUUGACAUUGCCGAUUGGAAUAACCGUCUCGCGACACUUGCCCAAAGUCUUAAAAAAACCUUCACGGAUGUCAAUGUCUUCACCGUUGACGCUCACUCUCUGUUCACCAAAGUCUUAGAUAAUCCGAAGAGCUUUCCUCAAACAUCUGUCUACCAUAACACCACUGCUUAUUGCGUCGCGUACGAGAAUGGUACCCCGACGCCUAAUUAUAGCGAUCCAUCUUGUUACAUUCCUGUCAACGAGUAUUUCUGGUUGAACUCAUUGCAUCCUACUUAUCCUAUGCAUGACGUUCUGGCACAGGGGGUUGCGACAGUGUUGGAAUCAGGUCCAAAUGUUUGUUAGGAACUUCUUUAUAUGCAUCAUAGCAAGCUUCUGGAAUUCUUAUUUAGCACUGUAAUACGUACUGCUCUACUUGAUCAUCGUCUUCACGCCUUCCCGUACAAUGACGGCAAAAAGCUCUGUAUCCUGACCCUUCCAAUGCGGUUCUCUUCAACAUGUCACCUCAAUUUUACCUGCAGACCA